AUGAAUCGCUUUAGGACAUCCAAAUACAAAAACACAACUCCCAAAAUCGGCAAGAAAGAGGAAUGGAUCAGCAACACUCAUGGCGGUUCCAUCUUCAGCCAGGGGAACCACAUCAAAGCAAGCUCCAAACUGGUGGUUUUCAGUACAGAACAGGCUGGAGGAGGUAUGCUUGGGUUGUCUUCAGUCAAACCCGGAGCGGAUGGUCAGAGGAAUGUGACGCACAUUUCCUGUCAUUCAGAAAUGGUGUGUGAUAUGGAUUUCUCUCCAUUUGACGAGGGCCUCCUUGCAACAUGUUCUGGAGAUGAAACGGCAAAGCUGUGGCGUCUGUGUGAUCCUGAGCUGGGGCAGCCCUCUGAACCUGAACUGGCCUUACACCCGGGACUGGGCAAACUGGAGCUGGUGCUGUUUCACCCCACCUCGUCUGGGAUUCUUGCUUUAGGGGCGACCAACUCCCCGCUUCUUUGGGACACCAGUCGCCAAGAUUCCCCUCUAGCAGUUCUGGAGAAUCACGGCGACCAGUUGCAGAGCUUGAGUUGGAAACAUGAUGGUUCACUGCUGGCUUCUUCCUGCAAGGAUAAGAUGCUGAGAGUGUUUGAUCCUAGAGCCCAGCUGUCUGCAGUUCAGAGUACCAAGGGUCUUCAGAACAACAAAGACUCCAGGAUUCUGUGGACAAAAGAGGAUCUCCUGCUAACCACUGGCUUUGAUAUGAUGCGCGGACGGGAAGUUCGAGUCUGGGACAGCCGGAAAAUGACAUCCUCCAUCAGCUCUUUGUCGCUGGGGACGUCCAACGGGUGA
Molecule: messenger RNA, 795 nt
Organism: Knipowitschia caucasica
Lineage: Eukaryota; Metazoa; Chordata; Actinopteri; Gobiiformes; Gobiidae
Source: the annotation of a GenBank genome assembly